AUGCCAGAAACACUUAUUAAUAGCAGGAACAUUAACUUAGACUCCCCUUCUAAAACUGCUACACCGAUUCCUCCUCCUCGCCUGAAGAAGCAGGCCACCAUUAACAGGUGGCAAAGCAACGACCAAACACCAUCGCUAAGUAGUUCCUGUAGAUCAUCUUUUGAAUCUCAGCCCGAGGAAUCGCCUCCACAGAAGACCAUGCAGAAUGUUACUUUGACUCAGAACUGCAAGUCAUCUGGCACAUUGCGUGUGCAGCGCUUGAGUGAUAUGAGCAUCUCUACGUCAUCAUCGGACUCUUUUGAGUAUGACCGCAUGGUGCCCCCUUUUUACGAAGGUGACAGCUUGGAAGAUUGUGAGGAAGAAAGCGACCAAGAAAGCAUGGCACCACCCGUUAAGUCUCGGAAAAAAAGAGGGACUUCUUUGGGUCUGUCCAAAAUUAUGAAAACUCACCUGCGUAAAGUUAGUGGAGUCUUCAACUCUUUGGUGACUCCAGAGAAGAAGAUGGUCAAAAAGAUUACAGCCAUGUCCAGGGACAAACGGACUUAUUUUGGAUGCCUUGUGCAGGAUUAUAUCAGCUUUCUGCAGGAAAACAAGGACUGCCACGUCUCUAGCACAGAUAUGUUACACACUAUCCGACAAUUUAUGACACAAGUCAAAAACUAUUUGUCACAGAGCUCCGAACUGGACCCACCAAUCGAAUCCCUGAUUCCAGAAGAUCAGAUAGAUAUAGUCCUGGAAAAAGCAAUGCACAAGUGUAUAUUAAAGCCACUGAAAGGAUAUAUAGAAAACAUGCUAAAGAACUUCCGUACUGCAGACGGUUCGUGGAGGCAGCUGAAGGAGAACCUGUUAUUAGUAAAACAGAGGACCCCUCAGGAGCUGGGGGUUCUCACCCCAACCCCAGAAUCUGUCGAUGUGGAAAAGAUCAAAGUCAAGUUGUACACCAUGCAAAAAAUGUACUCCCCAGAGAAGAAAGUGAUGCUGCUACUGAGAAUCUGCAAACUCAUCUAUACGUGCAUGGAGAAUAACUCAGGGAGGAUGUAUGGAGCAGAUGAUUUUUUGCCAGUUCUAACUUAUGUCAUUGCUCAGUGUGACAUGCUGGAAAUUGACACUGAAAUUGAGUACAUGAUGGAGUUAUUGGACCCAGCUCUACUGCACGGAGAAGGAGGCUAUUACUUGACAAGUGCAUAUGGAGCACUUUCCUUGAUAAAGAACUUUCAGGAAGAGCAAGCAGCUCGACUGUUAAAUUCAGAGACCAGAGACACAUUAAAGCAAUGGCACAAGAGAAGAACUGCAAACAGGACCAUUCCAUCCAUUGAUGACUUCCAGAAUUAUUUGAGAGUUGCCCUUCAAGAAGUAGAUAAUGGCUGUACCGGCAAGACACUAAUUGUUAGGCCUUACACCACGACCGAAGAUGUCUGCCAGAUGUGCGCUCAGCGGUUUAACAUCCAGGACCCUGAAAAUUAUGGUCUCUUCCUUUAUAUUGAUGAAACUUGGCAGCAGCUCAGUGAAGACACAUACCCACAGAAAAUUAAAGCUGAACUUCACAGUCGACCAAACCUCCAAGUCUUUCAUUUUGUAUACAAACGCAUCAAUAACGACCCUCAGGGGCUCAUCAACUAUAAUGAUGACAACGAUGAGAACGAUGAAGAUGCAGAUUUCUGA
This is a messenger RNA of Staurois parvus, 1662 nucleotides long. The record is from the annotation of a GenBank genome assembly. Lineage: Eukaryota; Metazoa; Chordata; Amphibia; Anura; Ranidae.